Molecule: messenger RNA, 4209 nt
Organism: Solenopsis invicta (red fire ant)
Lineage: Eukaryota; Metazoa; Arthropoda; Insecta; Hymenoptera; Formicidae
Exons: 3
Coding region: 236-826 (196 amino acids)
Cellular component (GO): extracellular region
Molecular function (GO): chitin binding
Source: RefSeq, a predicted model, not a curated record
CAGUCUUUCACGUCUUGAGCGACCGAUCGCACAUCCAACCGCAAGACAGUCGCGAAUUCCGUUCGCCGGCGCGGAUACACUCGCGUCUCCGUGCCUUCUUCGUACCGCGGUAGGUCCACCUUCGCGACGAUGCGUCCGCGAUCGUAGGCUCUUCCUUGGUGCCAACACGGAGGCGCAGGUCGCGAGGAGUUAGAGGGUAGAAGCGGACAAGCGGAAGAGACGAGAGGGAUAUAUAAUGAGGCUUCUCUGCGUGGCAAUCGCCAUCGCGAGUGCAGCGUUUCUCUUGACAAUCGUUUCAGGCGGUCGGGGCAGCAAAGUAUCGAAGCGGGCGAAGCCCCUCGAUCCUGACGAGGACGACUAUUACUACGAUGAUCCCGUGGACGAGAGGAACAAUCCGACGAACGAGGCGCCGGCGGUGCCGCCCGGAUUCCUGAGCCCGUCCGUGCGAGAGUACCUCGAUCUCGGUAAAUCGAUACCCGGUCGACCAGGCACGGAUUAUCCAGUGCUGGGAAAGGUGCCUUACACGAAUUUCUACUGCGACGACCAGUCUUUCCCCGGCUUCUUCGCUGACGUAGAGACGAGAUGCCAGGCGUGGCAUUAUUGCGACAUAGACGGCCGACAAGCAACGUUUCUCUGUCCAAACGGCACGCAAUUCAGCCAGGCGGUCUUCGUCUGCGACUGGUGGUUCAACGUGAGGUGCGAGCUCAGCCCGAAGCUCUACGCCAUCAACAGUCGACUUUACGGUACGCCCACCGAGAGUCCGACCAGACCUCACCGACUGAUCACGAAGGAGCUUCUGGAGAAUAUCUUCGUGCGUAGGAAAUGAAGGGGGCGGACGGAUGGCACGCGAUAUUCAUCUCGAAACAAAGAGAAAGGGAGAGAAAGAUAGAAAACCGUCGAAGUAGAAGGAAAGUAUUUUCCUCGCAAUACAGGAAUCGCAAAAACCCUGGCGCAGCGCUUCUAAAAAAGUAUCCUCACGAGUCUCCAGAUACAUGCAGAAAAUUAUUUACUGUCUCUCUCUGCCACAUUAAUAAAUCCGUGACUCGGAUUUUCGUAUUUCGAUCUUUCUCCGAACGCGAAAGUAAUCGCAGUCGCUUAACUAUUCCAUCACAUCGAUCGACACAGAAGCUAGCGUGGGAUUCACGCUUGGGCCCUAUCACGACUGCGGAACUUUCAAAGGAAACGAAGAAACGUACGAGAGCAUCUGACGAUUGCGAGAACACGACGACGGCGCGAUUAUCCGUGACAAUCGUGGAUUCCGUGGAAAGAGAGCAUCGCGGGGCUGCGCCAUUGUCGCGCACUCGAGCCGCUGAAUCGCGCGAUGAGCGUUCUGGGGCGAUUACCGGUGGAUAAAUCUUUACCCAAUGAAUAUCGAAGCGAUUUUCGCUGAAGGCGAAGAACGUUUCACCCGUUCCAGAAUUCGAGAGAACGAGGGGAAAGAGGACACGUUCGUGAUAAGUACUGCUGCGCCAAUAAAAGAGGAAUCCGGAGGUGGAGCGCGACUUCCGUCUGCGAUCGGCCUUCCCUUCUGUCGGAAAGAACCGCCCGACGCGGAAAAGCGUCUUGCAUCUCUCGAUGCGGUUCUUAAUCGUUGAUGAGAUCCCGCUCGAGAUGCUGCGAGAUAACCGAAGCGUCUUCCUUCGCCUCUGCUUCCGAUCGGCGCUCAACGGACGUCUUUCGUCGACGAGCAUUUUUCUCCCUCCCUCCCUCUCUCUCUCUCUCUCUCUCUAUCGCGCGUCUCGUCGAGGGACAAGAAGACUCGGAAGUUGAUCGUCGUUACGGCGGAAGUACGAGAGCCACCGGUACGGACAAUACGUACUACCGGCACAGCUGCGGGAAAAUCAACCGAGCGCUCCAUGAUCGAUCAUCAAAUCCGGACACGACUCUGCUUCCAAACACUUCAGCUGCACGCUAUAAUCUAUUUGACGGAUGCCGCGAUUUCCAUUAUACUUUCGAAUAGCAACGCUUUGUACACUGAAUCCUAUCAAUUUAUAAACAGGGAUUAAUGUCAAUCGAGUCCCCUGAAAGUUCGACUGCACUCUUAAUCGCUAUCUUAUCGCGAUCUCCGUUGAGAAGCGAGUCUUUAAUACUAAAAUACAUCUAUACGUAAAUAGUCUAGUAUCGCCAAAAUAUUGUUACUACGUUAUUGUAAAAGUAAUACCGAUUGCAAACGCAUUUAUAAAAGACUAGUUGACUAGUUUUAGCCUUCAUAAAAGGCUAGUUGAGAAUAUGGUUAGUUUGUUUAAUAUUAUUCGAAUCGUUAAACGAAACAAUGGUAUAAACUGUGAUCGUACACAAUAAGAACAAAUUUGCUGAAAUAAAAAUUUAAAAAUAAUUAUGUUGAACCAUUAAAAAAAUUAUACCGGAUGUUCAAUUUGAUCGCUAAAAAUGUCAAAACUGUUUGAAACAAUGUCAUCAUGCUUCGGCUACCGCGUACUUAAUUAUUUUGAUGUCCCAACAUAACAUAAAAUUAUCUUCUGAUCUGUAUCGAACUACAUUUUUCGAUAGUGCAGUGCAAUUGUUUUUCUUUUUCGUGUAGAAGAGAAAAAUGAUAUUUUCACACAUUACUACACUUUUCGAGCAUAAUUAUAACCACAUAAUAAAAAAAGAAAAGAUCUUAUUUUUUCAUAGAUUAAAAAAGAUAUUACAGUUGUAUUAUUGUUUCGAUCAACAGCUUAAAUGUAAAGAAUGCAAUAAGAUAUUAGAUACUAAUAAUACUAAGAAAAAUAUAUAGGAAACAAUAUCAUUUAAUUUGAAUAUAUCCAAAUGAAAAAAAAAAAAAAAAAACCGAUCAAAUUAUCACCAUAAUACGUAUCGCUUUGCGCCAAGCUGUGCCGAAAGAUGCGUUUUUUGCGCGUGGACGGCAUCGACGAGCGUAGAAGUUGAUGCUUCCCAAAAUCAAUAGUCGAUAAUAUGAUUGUACAUGCCCGCCAAUUGUGAUGCCCGAAUGAAGUACAACACGCACACAUGACAACGGCAGGCUUUGCCGGCAAUUAGUAAUGGCGCGUCGUGCGAGAUACGCGAUAUUGUUGCAGCCCCGCGCGAAAAAACUUUCAAAAACGAACGUCACGCGAUGAAUUCUCGCUAUGCUAAUAAACAAAUACGACGCGUGCACAAUCGAUCGAUCCCUGAAUCAAGAUCCGUGGACCGCGAUUUUUUUUUCGUCAGGACAGGAAGAACGAUAUAGAUACGACACUAACAAUCAUACCUGAGGCUCUCCUCAUCUCGAGCACGCUCGAGAGCUCGUAGUGUUAAUUAGUUACUUGUUAAAACUGUGAGUGAAGUGCACGUUUGCGAUCUUGUGUCAGCGUUAUUCGUAACGAUUGUAAGCGAUUUCUGCAGCGGAAUGAACAUGUGCCUUUACCUAACGUCCUUUUGCGCCUUGUACAUAAUAGAAAUAUAAACAUAUAGAUGUUCUAAGCCAUUACACGCCGAUCGUCGGCGAUUUUGUGUUAAUGUAGAUAAACGAGUGUUGGAACGAUGCGGAAUAACAGUCGGGAUCAAAAUUCUGAAGUAAUAAUUGAAAAUGAAGAUGCGCGCGAUUAAGGGAAGUGUCGCUCUAAGCUUAUGGGUAGUUAGCCUCCUUCGAUCCUUCGGCGGUAUCCGGCGGGGAAUGUAAUCUUCGCAAAUUGGAUGCUGUACAAGAAUGCCAUUACUAAAAUUUUUAUUUAAUAUAAGGGAGGAAGAGAGCUUUUAUGAGAGAAAGUUAUGGUGAAUUAGUUUAGAAACUUUUUGGUACGGCACAGUGUAUCUUUAAUGAGGGAUGCCGACCUUUGCUGGCCAAUUUGCUAAUGAAGAACGAAUAACGGAGACAAUCUUCAGUGAAACUAAAGAUUACCUUUUAAACGAAUGACGGGAUUUAAACUGAAGAGUCACACUUAAUUCGAUUAUAAGCCACGAAAAAAAAAAUCUCAAGUAAUUCCUUCCGUUCGCGGUUUAUACACAGCAUGAUUAAGCUUUCUUUCUUUAAUUGACAGCGACGUCUUUAACCGCGUCUUUUACCGCACAAUCGCAUAUCAAGCGUUUCGAUUCACGUUUAAUUCAAUUUAAGUAUCGCGUCAAUCAAUCGAAGAAUAAGGAGGAUAUAUGCGACGAUAAUCUAGCUUCAGAUAACAUUCAGCCGAUCCAUUCUUAGCAUUUCCAGACUUGAAUUUGUGUAUUAUUGAAAGUGUAUUUUAAAAGCGAAUAAAGUAUUGAUAUUUCAACACA